AUGUGGAAGAUCUGGGUGUUUUUGAGCUGUCAUGUCAGCUUCACCAAUUUGAAGUGCGAAAUGAUCGACAGCAAUUUUGGAAGUUUUGAAAUAUGUCGAAUAAAGGCAGUGAAUCGAACGCAUAAAUACAUUGAUCUACAUUUGAAACUAAAUAAACUUCCCAUCAAUACUCUAAUGGUAAAAUUAGAAGCUAUGAGAUUCGACAAUGGAUAUAGGCCGUUUUUUACGGCUAUGAAGUUUAAUUUUUGCCAGUAUAUGAAGAAUCCACAACAUCGAUCAAUGAUAUUUUUAAAAGAAAUACACUCAACGUUCGUCAAUGCUUCAAACUUUAAUCAUACUUGCCCUUACAAUCAUGAUAUUUUGGUUGACAAAUUUUGGACUGGCAAUCUGGAACAGGCGUUCCUACAAUAUCUUCCGGUGCCCAAUGGAGAGUAUGCCCUCUACUCAACGUAUUAUAUUCCAAACAAGCCUCGCUUGUUGAUCAAUGCUUACUUUAAAAUAAAAAACUGA
Molecule: messenger RNA, 510 nt
Organism: Drosophila rhopaloa
Lineage: Eukaryota; Metazoa; Arthropoda; Insecta; Diptera; Drosophilidae
Exons: 4
Coding region: 1-510 (169 amino acids)
Source: RefSeq, a predicted model, not a curated record